This is a messenger RNA of Cucumis sativus (cucumber), 1053 nucleotides long. RefSeq names its product vacuolar iron transporter 1. Gene Ontology annotation, molecular function: manganese ion transmembrane transporter activity; iron ion transmembrane transporter activity. Gene Ontology annotation, biological process: intracellular manganese ion homeostasis. The transcript has 4 exons. Lineage: Eukaryota; Viridiplantae; Streptophyta; Magnoliopsida; Cucurbitales; Cucurbitaceae. The record is from RefSeq and is a predicted model, not a curated record. Gene Ontology annotation, cellular component: vacuolar membrane. Bases 147 to 887 code for a protein of 246 amino acids.
AUUAGAGAUUGACGUAAAGUAAGAAUAAAUAAUUGGGGAAACAAAGAGCAUAAAACUUUUUUAGAAUGCAUUCCCACUUCCCUUUUAUUCUCUUUAAUUUUGUUUUCAAAUCCAUUCAGAAAUUUUAGAAGUAAUAGAAAAAACAAAUGGCCGACCUCGACGGAACCAGAAACCAACUGCCACUCCUCCAGCACCACAAAGAGAAGCAUUUCACCGCCGGGGAGAUCGUCCGGGACAUAAUCAUCGGCGUCUCCGACGGCCUCACCGUCCCCUUUGCUCUUGCUGCAGGUCUAUCCGGUGCGAAUGCUUCCUCUUCCAUCGUUCUCACAGCCGGAAUCGCGGAGGUGGCGGCGGGCGCCAUCUCCAUGGGACUCGGCGGAUAUUUAGCGGCGAAAAGUGAAGCGGAUCAGUACAAGAAGGAGCUGAGGAGAGAAGAGGAGGAAAUCGUUUUAGUUCCUGAUACUGAAGCUGCAGAAGUGGGAGAUAUAUUGGAGCAAUAUGGAAUAGAAGCACAUGAAUAUGGUCCUGUUGUUAAUUCUCUAAGGAAAAACCCUCAAGCUUGGCUUCAUUUCAUGAUGAGGUUUGAGCUAGGAUUGGAAAAGCCAGAGCCAAAAAGAGCCAUACAAAGUGCCCUAACCAUUGCCAUUUCCUACAUAUUGGGAGGGUUAGUACCCUUGAUUCCCUACAUGUUUUUCCCCAAAGCCUCAGAGGCUGUUCUUGCAUCUAUUGCCUUAACUUUGGUAGCACUCUUAGUUUUUGGCUAUGCCAAGGGUUACUUCACCGGCAACAAACCCGUCAUGAGCGCCGUGCAAACCGCCCUCAUCGGAGCCAUUGCGUCAGCGGCCGCCUACGGCAUGGCCAAGGCCAUCCAACCACGUCAACCCUAGCUAAUUAAUUAAUGGUUGUUCAUAUAUGUUACACACUACCAUAAAGUAAUUUAAUUUACGUAUUCAAGUUUUGUGUACACACAUAUAUAAUCGUUAUUAUGUAUAUUUAGCAUCCAAAUGCAGAAUAAUAAUCGUUAUUAUGUGUUGUUAUGGUGAUGUCAUCGUU